This is a messenger RNA of Oryza brachyantha (malo sina), 2982 nucleotides long. RefSeq names its product probably inactive leucine-rich repeat receptor-like protein kinase At5g06940. The record is from RefSeq and is a predicted model, not a curated record. NCBI's taxonomy places the organism in Eukaryota, Viridiplantae, Streptophyta, Magnoliopsida, Poales, Poaceae. The coding region runs from base 180 to 2786 and encodes 868 amino acids. Gene Ontology annotation, molecular function: protein binding; protein kinase activity; ATP binding. The transcript has 2 exons. Gene Ontology annotation, biological process: protein phosphorylation.
CGACGACGACGGCGAGCCGGUGAAUCGCCCGCCGCCGUUGAUCUGUCCAUCAACGACGGGAUCCGCGCCACCCUUACGGCGGUCAAGCCCUUCGUGUGACUCUGUUGCACCCGAGUCAACACUCCCCGCAGCUGCACGGGUUGCGCGCGCACUCGCUUGCACUUCCGCUCCGUCCAUCCAUGGCGACCACCGCCGCCGCCGCCGUCCUCUUCUUCUCGGUCGUGUUGAUCCUCGCCUCGCCGUUGGUCGCCGCCUCGGCGUCAGCAGCGGGGCAGGCACAGGAGCUCUUGCUCAGCUUCAGGGCCUCCCUCAAGGACACCUCCGGUGCGCUGUCCACGUGGUCGCCGUCCACGCCAUACUGCAACUGGUCGCACAUCACCUGCACCGGCGGCGGCGCCGUCUCGGUGGCGCUCUCCCUCCAGGGCCUCGGGCUCUCCGGCGACAUCGCCGCCGAGCCGCUGUGCCGCGUGCCGGGACUGGUGGCGCUCAGCCUCGCGUCGAACAGCUUCAACCAGACCGUCCCGCUGCAGCUGUCGCGGUGCGCCUCGCUCGUCUCGCUCAACCUCAGCUCCGCCGCGUUCUGGGGCCCGCUCCCCGACCAGCUCGCCAUGCUCGCCUCUCUCACGUCGCUCGACCUCAGCGGCAACGACAUCGAAGGGCAGGUGCCCCCCGGCCUCGCCGCGCUGCGGGGGCUCGAGGUGCUCGACCUCGGCGGCAACCGCCUCUCCGGCGUGCUCCACCCGGCGCUGUUCCGCAACCUCACCAGGCUCCACUUCCUGGACCUGUCCAACAACCAGUUUUUGGAGUCCGAGCUGCCGCCGGAGCUCGGCGAGAUGGGUGGCCUCAGGUGGCUGUUCUUGCAGGGGUCAGGGUUCACCAGCGCGAUCCCUGAAACUCUUCUUCAGCUGGAGCAGCUCGAGUUUCUUGACCUGUCCAUGAACGGCCUCACCGGAGCUCUGCCACCCGCGUUCGGCCACAAUUUUCGGAAGCUUUUGUCUCUCGAUCUGUCGCAGAAUGGCUUCUCCGGGCCGUUCCCGAAGGAGAUCGACAAGUGCGUGAUGCUGCAGAGGUUUCAGGUGCAGGGCAACGGGUUCACCGGUGAGCUCCCCGCCGGCCUCUGGUCGCUGCCGGACUUGCGGGUGAUCCGCGCAGAGAACAACCGCUUCUCCGGCCGGCUACCCGAGCUGCCCACCGGGGUGUCCCGGCUCGAGCAGGUGCAGGUCGACAACAACAGCUUCUCCGGCGGGAUACCGCAGAGCAUCGGCCUCGUCCGCACCAUGUACCGGUUCUCCGCCUCCCUGAACCAGCUCAACGGCAGCUUGCCGGACAGCCUCUGCGACUCGCCGGCGAUGAGCAUCAUAAACGUCUCCCGCAACUCGCUCUCCGGCGCGAUCCCGGAGUUCAGGAACUGCAAGAGGCUGGUGUCGCUGUCCCUGUCCGGCAACGCCCUCACCGGCUCGAUACCGGCGUCCCUCGGCGGCCUGCCGGUGCUGACGUACAUCGACGUGUCCAGCAACGGCCUCACCGGCGCCAUCCCGGCCGAGCUCCAGAGCCUGAAGCUCGCGCUGCUCAACGUCUCCUACAACCACCUCACCGGCCGCGUGCCGCCGUCCCUCGUCUCCGGCGCUCUCCCCGCCGUAUUUCUUGAGGGCAACCCGGGGCUGUGCGGCGCCGGAUUGCGCAACGACGGCUGCGACGCGCCACCGUUGAGGAAUCACCAGGGGCUCGCGUUAGCCGCGACCGUGGCGGCUCUCGCCACCGGCGUGACGCUGCUGGCCGUCGGAGCACUCGCCGUCUGCAGGAGGCUGCACGGCGACACCUCCUCCUCCUCCUCCUCCUCAAACUCCAAGCUGGUGCUCUUCCACCCGAUCAAGAUCACCGGAGACGAGCUCCUCGCCGCGCUCCGCCGCGACAAGAACGUCAUCGGCAGGGGACCAUUCGGCGAAACCUACCUGAUCGAGCUGCAGGACGGGCAACGCGUCGCGGUGAAGCGGCUGAUCAGCUCAGGCAAGCAGACAUUCCGAGCAGUCAAGAACGAAAUGAAAAUCCUGGCCAAAAUCCGGCACAGGAACAUCGCCAAGAUGCUGGGCUUCUGCUACCGCCACGCCGACGGCGAGGUCAGCGUCAUCCACGAGCACCUGCGGAUGGGGAGCUUGCACGACCUGAUCCGCGCGCCGAAAUUCACGCUGGGCUGGAACGACAGGCUGAGGAUUGCGAUCGGAGUAGCGCAGGGGUUGGUGUAUCUCCACCAUGAUUAUGCUCCUCGCUUGCUGCACCGAGAUCUCAAGUCGAGCAACGUGCUGCUGGGCGAUGAGCUUGAGCCCAAGGUGACCGGAUUCGGGGUCGAUCGUGUCGUCGGCGAAGAGGCGUACAGAGCUUCGUUGCGUUCUGAUCUGAAUUACGGAUGCUACAUCGCUCCAGAGGUAAGCUGCACCAAGAAACCAACGCACCUCAUGGACGUCUACAGCUUCGGGGUCAUCCUGCUGGAGCUGAUCACCGGGAGGCCCGCGGAGCAGCCGGCGUCGGACGGCUCGGUGGACAUCGUCCGGUGGGUGUGGCGGCGGGCCAACGUGGCCGACGGCGCGGCGCAGAUACUCGACGCCGGCAUCUCCCGCACGGCGCAGCAGGGGAUGCGGGCAGCGCUGGAGCUCGCGCUGCGCUGCACCUCGGUGAUGCCUGACCAGAGACCGGCCAUGGAUGAGGUCGUCCGGUCGCUGCAGCUGCUGUACCCGCCACACCCCUCGCCGUCACCGGCGCCCUUCACCGGAGUUGCUCUAGGACCUUGAAUGAAACAGUUCGCCGGCGCCGGGGCCGGUUACUUCUGCAUCUGGGAAGGCCCAGGUCGUGCUUUACCAGAGACCAGGAUGGCAACUGUGAAUUUCAGAGUUCAGAGUUCGGACUUGCAUGCCUUGUAAUUAUGCAGGUCUUGCUUGCUUUUCUGUACAUAGCGCGAGAUUCUGAUGUCAUUAGGAGGAGGAAUCC